AUGUCAGAGAGCAGCCGCGAGUCUGCUGCUUCCCAGCAGCAGAAGAGGUCUGACCAGCAGCAGCAGCAGCAGCAGCAGCAGCAGCAGCAGCAGUUGCUGCUGGACUCCUCGCGGACUUCAGUAUCUUUCAACUCUGGGCGUGCGGGCCGUCUGCAGGGGGCGCCAGCAGCAGGAGCCGCCCCAGCAGCAGCAGCAGCAGCAGCAGCAGCAGCAGCAGCAGCAGCAGCGGGGUGCACGGGUGCGUCGUCGAGCGUGGGGAGCAGCAGCGGGAGCGUGAGUUCGUUUUUCAUGCCGCAGCAGCAGCAGCAGGGGCUUGCUGCAGCAGCGUGUGCUGCUGGGGCUGCGCAGCAGGGCGUGGGGAGCAGCGCGCAGCAGCAGCAGCAGCAGCAGCAGCAGCAGCAGCAGCAGCAGCACGUGGCUUCCUCCUCCGUAGCAGCAACAGAAGGCUCGCCCCCCAGCAGCCCGCGCAGCACUUUUUCCUCAGUGCAUUCUUACGGCCAAGAAGGUUAUUCCCCAGUGCCUGCGCUGGAGCUGUCUGCUGCUGCAGCAGCAGCAGCAGCAGCAGCAGCAGCAGCAGCAGCAGCGGGGCGGGUGCCGCCGGAGGCCGACGGCGGCUGCGGACGCGGCGCCGCCGCAGCAGCAGCAGCAGCAGCAGCAGCAGCAGCAGCAGCAGCAGAAAGCCCCUUCGAAGUGGCAUCUUUGAAUGAAUACACAAUUAUUCCCAUGAGAAGUGAUGUCCUCGAAAUCACUCAAGAAGGCAGCAGCAUUCGCAUGCGCUGCGAAGACGGCUCCGAGUUUUUGCUGCCCCGCGCGGACUGCCUCGUGAGGGUUUAG
This is a messenger RNA of Eimeria necatrix, 834 nucleotides long. RefSeq lists its product as hypothetical. The record is from RefSeq and is a predicted model, not a curated record. The coding region runs from base 1 to 834 and encodes 277 amino acids. NCBI's taxonomy places the organism in Eukaryota, Apicomplexa, Conoidasida, Eucoccidiorida, Eimeriidae. The transcript has 2 exons.